Molecule: messenger RNA, 387 nt
Organism: Merops nubicus (carmine bee-eater)
Lineage: Eukaryota; Metazoa; Chordata; Aves; Coraciiformes; Meropidae
Gene: CLPS
Product: colipase, pancreatic
Exons: 3
Coding region: 1-387 (128 amino acids)
Biological process (GO): lipid catabolic process; digestion
Cellular component (GO): extracellular region
Molecular function (GO): enzyme activator activity
Source: RefSeq, a predicted model, not a curated record
AUGGCCAACGUGCUGCCCUCCUGCCUGCUCCUGGUCCUGCUGCUCCUGGCCCCCGCCCUGCCCGCGCCCCACGAGCGGGGGCUCAUCUUAAACUUGAGCAUCCAUUGCAAGAGCGGCUUCUGCCACCGGAAAAACGGCCUGAGCCUGGCCCGGUGCGCCAUGAAGGCGGCUGAGACCCAGGAGUGCUCCCCAAAGAGCCUCUACGGGGUCUACUACAAAAGAGCAUCGUGGGCUCCAUCACCAACAGCAACUUCGGCAUCUGCAAGGACCCCCGCAGCUCCAAAGGGCCGCAGUGAAGGUGGAGACCCCAACCCCAGGCUGCCCCUGUGCCCUGCUUUUCCCCCUCCCCAGGGGUGCCUGGACCUGCCCGUGCUGCCCUGGCUGUGA